AGCCCCGCCCCCAAGGCCCGGAAACGAAAGCCAGUUCUCCGCUUCCGAGCGGGGUCACGACCCGGGCGCUAAAGCGGGGAUUCCGCGAGUGCCGGUUGCUCAGCGGGUCAGGGCAGCCCCCAACCCGGCACCAUGUCCCGGAUUCUGCGCACUGUGCUCAUUUUCGGCGGUUUCGUUUCCCUGAUCGGCGCUGCCUUCUACCCCAUCUACUUCCGGCCCCUAAUGCGGCUGGAGGAGUACCAGAAGGAGCAAGCCAUAAAUCGGGCUGAUAUCAUCCAGGAGGAGGUGCAGCCACCAGGGUUAAAAGUGUGGUCUGAUCCGUUUGGCAGGAAAUGAGAAGGCCAUCACCAACUCUAAUUGUGAAAGUAGACAUCUUCAUGCUUUUGAUUCUGGAGCAAGUAUAAAUCACCUACCUCCCUGUGGGACGAUGGCUGGAGAAGCAAACUGUAAUGCCGUAAAUGCGAGUACUUGUGAUACAAGACUGUACACCAGGAUUCAUAUCCCCUUAUUCCCCUUCUUAAGAAUCAAAAAAAAAACGCUGAAACAAAUCUCACCGUUAGGAAGGUUUUCAUGAUUCAGUUGACUUUUUAAAAAUGAAGCUGUCUCACCCAGCUGUGUUUGGAGUAGAUCUGCUUAGUAUUCAGUCUUUACCACUUACCCAACUGAGCUAUGAUAUGAAUACAGGCAACCAGUGGACUUCGGAAAAUCCAGGUCUGUUUUGCCGUCUUUCAAAUAAGAGAUUUCUGUGAAAACCACCAUGCUGAGCUGCCUCAUAGGGCUCUUUCAAAAUGUUAAAGUUGGUAAAACUCUUUGAGGACUAGAAGGUACUUUGUGUUCUUUAAGAAUCAUCAGUUCAGCUUCACCAUCUCUUGUCGAAGAUUGUGCCAUGUUGGGAAAUAAUUAAAUAUGAGGCAACUCAAACUAAAUUGGUAUGCAUGCAUAGAAGAAAUCAGUGUUGGAUUAAUAGAAGUGAAAGUGUGUGUAUUAAAAUGAUUUAUUUCAAAA
Messenger RNA from Loxodonta africana (African savanna elephant), 1005 nucleotides. RefSeq names its product small integral membrane protein 20 (gene SMIM20). The coding region runs from base 133 to 336 and encodes 67 amino acids. The transcript has 3 exons. Gene Ontology annotation, biological process: mitochondrial respiratory chain complex IV assembly. Gene Ontology annotation, cellular component: mitochondrial inner membrane. NCBI's taxonomy places the organism in Eukaryota, Metazoa, Chordata, Mammalia, Proboscidea, Elephantidae. The record is from RefSeq and is a predicted model, not a curated record.